AUGGAGAGCCCCUCGCUGGAUCCCGGCAUACAAUCGGAUAGCAUACCUGGCAACACUAAGUAUCAUUUGGCUUUGAUCAAGUUUCUACAAGAUGUCCAUCACUUCUCUGUGAUAUUUAAUAAGACCGAAGGAAACCUGAGUCAAAUUAGUACCGAUUACGAUCUGAUCGGUGCUGGAAUUCUGCAAAGCCUGACCCAAUCUCCUCCAGUGCACAUUCGCAUUAUACAUCAAAGCUGGAGUUACAGCGUAAGCUUCAUUUUUCGUUUAACACCCGAAAUUGGAGGAAUCAUUCGGGAAACUGGAUACCUGACACGGUUUACGAUGGAAGUAUGGUGUGCCUUUGGUCUAAUCCUGGUGCUUAUAUUGGUCUCACUCCAUCUGCUAAAGCACUGUCACGAUUCGUUAUCACGACCGACGGAAACAACGAUUCAUUUUUUAACCGAUAUGAUUGGCAUGUUAGCUCAGCAAGGUACAUCGCAGGGAUGCUCUCGCGCCCCGGUACGUAUUGUACUGUACACUGUGCUUCUCGCAAAUUAUAUCCUGUACAACUACUACAUCGCCUCGAUCGUCGGUGAGAUGCUGAGCACCAGAAAUAUGGGACCUCAAUCGAUCGAACAACUAUCCAGAAGUCCCCUCCUAGUGGUUUUCAACAACGAUUCUUACAAUCGGGCACUUGUUGAGCUCGCAGGUGCUUCAGCAAUCAACGGAAACUCCAUUCCGAUUUACACUAAUGUGGCCACUGCGGUCCCACUGCUACAAUACGAGAGUUUCGCUUUUCAUUGCGAGUUAAAUGAGGCCCUCGGAGAUAUUGCAAACCGCUUCGAUGCAGGAGAAAUUUGUGAGCUAAGAACGAUGGACGGACUGCUCACUUCACUACGAAUGAUGAGUUUCGUACUACCCAAGGACAGUAUGUACACCGAGCAGUUCCGACUAACGUAA
Anopheles darlingi is the source of this 939-nucleotide messenger RNA. RefSeq lists its product as uncharacterized. The transcript has 5 exons. Bases 1 to 939 code for a protein of 312 amino acids. NCBI's taxonomy places the organism in Eukaryota, Metazoa, Arthropoda, Insecta, Diptera, Culicidae. The record is from RefSeq and is a predicted model, not a curated record.